AUGAGUGUGUCGCCAGCGCUGACCGUAUACAUUGUACGCCACGGGGAAACGGACGCGAACCUCAACAAGAUCAUCCAAGGACAUCUCGAUGUUCCAUUGAACGAUACUGGCCGCUCCCAGGCCCAUCUCCUCUCCCAAUCCCUGCGCGAUGUCCCGUUCACUCGCGCGUGGAGUAGUGAUCUACAACGCGCAUCUGCAACUGCUGAGGAAGUGCUGAAAGAGCAUCCGACGGUUAAACUGACGAAAGAUGUGGCACUCCGUGAAAGGUUCUUAGGUCAGUGGCAGGGAAAGAGCGUCGCGGAAAGGCAUGCGGCGAGUAAAGCAGACGCGGAUGGUCGCAGUAUAGAGCCACCGAGCAAGCUGCGUGCCAGGCUGAUGGAAUGGUGGUCAAACAACAUCACGACCUAUGCGACGCAAUCAACCAACGAGCACGUUCUCGUUCUCAGCCACGGCUACGCCAUCUCGAUACUCUUUCAGAGCCUCAUCAAGGAGGGGGUGAUCGCAUGCGCCCCGGUAUUUAUAAGGGCUGCUUUAGGAGACUAG
Messenger RNA from Peniophora sp. CBMAI 1063, 543 nucleotides. The record is from the annotation of a GenBank genome assembly. NCBI's taxonomy places the organism in Eukaryota, Fungi, Basidiomycota, Agaricomycetes, Russulales, Peniophoraceae.